Messenger RNA from Orbicella faveolata, 3614 nucleotides. RefSeq lists its product as uncharacterized. Gene Ontology annotation, cellular component: synaptic membrane. Gene Ontology annotation, biological process: regulation of Ras protein signal transduction; cell migration; signal transduction. Gene Ontology annotation, molecular function: protein binding; GTPase activator activity. The record is from RefSeq and is a predicted model, not a curated record. NCBI's taxonomy places the organism in Eukaryota, Metazoa, Cnidaria, Anthozoa, Scleractinia, Merulinidae.
CGAUAGCAAAAAUCUUCGCGACAUAAUGCAAAUUUUUUGUAAUUAUGCGAGCACAAUACAAACGUUGACCUGGGCUGUUCUCAGUGGUUAUGUACACACGUGAGGUGUGAAGUUUAACCCGCUGGGGGUUUUAAGUGGAAAUAAGCUUUUAACAAAAGGAUAUUGAAAGUUCUUGAGAUCCAUUGAAGCUAACACGUUGCCCCAACGAAACCCGUAAAUGCUUAGUGACGGAGGAGUAGGGGUUUUGCUCUGUGAACACGAAAUGUGGUUUCCGUACAUUUGAUUGAUCCCGUCAACCAACCUGACCUUUAGGUGAAGUUUUAUAUUGCUGGUUUAAUUGUCGAAAUGUGGGAGGCGAAAACAUUGACGCAACAGAAUGGAAAUUUACGUACUACAAACUUGACAACAGUGUCAAACGAAUUGAGCGAAAUCAAAUUUAGCUUCGAAGAGAAGCCUUCGGGGACGAAAUCAACUGCUACCUGCGAAAUGUCAGAAACAACGCAAAACACAGUACAUAGAGUUUUAACUUCUGAUAUUAUUGCAAGAAUACAGGCGGUGGACAAUGAGGACGAUAUCGCCACUUGUCAAACGGACAUAACAAAAAGAAAAAUUCCGCAUCGAGCGAAUUACAAGCUUGGAGCGAAUUAUACUGGCGACUUUUCGAGACACGCAGCUGAGGUGAAAUAUGGCGACCACUUGGACGAUUCAGGGAUGUGUAUUAUCCGUAAUGUGGUGAUUGUUAAAAAUAGCGCGUCGCCGCUGGGAUUUUUUAUUCGACAAGGAGAUGGAUCAUUUAUCAAGCAGGGAAUAUUUGUUUCGCGUGUUACGCAAGGGAGCAUUGUCGACGCAAACGGUUUGCUCAAAGUUGGAGAUGAAAUCAUUGCAGUUAAUUACGUCGACAUCGACGGAUUCAGCCUGGAUGAUGUAGUGCGAAUGAUUCAGGCUCCGCGAAAAUUGAUUUUAACGAUUCGAAUAAAUGCUUUCUUAAUCAAAAGCAGUUCUUCCGUUGGCGAUGCUUUCAGUUCUCUAACAACUAAUGGAGAGAAGGCUACCUCGAAGGCUUUAAAAAUCAAAAGCAAGCAGUCUCGGGCAAAUGAUUAUAAAGAGCCAAGCAACAAAGGUAAACAAACUGAGCAAACACAAACGGAAAAUUUGAAAGUGGACAAAAAUGCAAAUGAGCAUCGGGACAUCUUAAAAUCGUCAAAUCAUUCGGAAAAUUCGGCGACCAUUGAAGAUCUUAUCAACGCUAUUCGUGCGCAAAAUAAUCGAUCGAAGAAAAGCAAGAGACAUUUUGAGCACGGUGAAAACAACAGCGAGCCAUCUCCCGAAGACUCUGGCCACUCGAACGGCUCUCUGCACAAACAGCGAGACUUGAAUAAAGCCGAGAAUCCGCAGAUUAGAAAACCAUCCAAUGAUGGCAUCAUUUUGUCAACCAGAACUCCUCAAAUUGCCAGUCGAAAGUCAAGUACUUUAACACCAAUAACGUCUGUGAAUUUGAUUUUCGAUGACCCUGAUGAUUUUACUGUUCCAGCUCCUCCUACCAAACAUACUAUUUCAAACGAACAAUCCCUAAAAGUUUAUUCUUCGGGAAUAAGUUCACGAAGCCCUCCGGGUUCUCCCGGGGGUAGUCCGAAGGCAAGGCGAAGACUUCCGUCCGUGCCUGGCGACACCACACGCGCAAGUCGCUCUAACAGCGAUGCCCGUAGCGAGAACGGUUCGCAACCGGCUACCAAACCCUUGCUUUCCCUACCAGCGGAGCCAAGGAGCCGUAGGAUGCUCCCUACACCCCCACCAUCCCCCGUUGCCUCACAUAAAGCGGAAUUAUCAAACAGUCGAGAAACAAGCUCGACCACAGGUGAAAACUCUGAGAGUGGAAAAUCAAACCGGAACAGUUGGACUGGAUCGGCAGACAGUGAAACGAUGGAGGAAAAAUCACCAGCGCCAUCUCCCUCAAGGAAGGAAUCAGGGUUGUCUUUGAGCCAAAUCUUCGGCGCAUUUGCGUUGAGAACUCAUUCAGAUGCUACAGAUGAACCAGAAAAGAGUAAGAAUGGAGGCAAAACUGAGUCUUCCGCACCCCAAAGGCCUAUGCGAAAGAGCGAAUCUCAUCGAGACGAUAUCUUGGCGCAACAGAGGCAGUCUCUGCUGUUACAUUCGUACGUCUCUGGUGGACUGCAGCCUCCUAGCGGACCUAAAAGACUCACGAGUCGUUCAUCACAACCUAAUUUGAAACUUUCGCCAGUUCAGGAAGAACCUUCCAAAUCAAAGCUCUCUCCUGGCUCGCCUGAGAACUCCAAAUUCUCUCCAAAGCUCACCAGAAGGCGCGCCAGCCUUGCGUCAAUAACUGACAAGAGUUUAACCAAUCAGCUUCCCGCGCAAGACUUGAGUGACGCCGACCGACUUAGAAGUGAGGCAGAAACUGGGUUUUUGAUAUUCCCAGAUGAUUAUACUGGGCAUAAUCUGCUAUCGUCGCACGCAGUCUCCGGUAUGGUCUCUUUGCACAUUAUCAAGGCUACUCACUUACCUUUCGCUGAUAAGAAGCUUUUGGAGAAGAAAAAGAAAGUCUACUUUGCGGUAGAGGUGGACUUUGAGCGAAAAGCUUUCACAACUACCAAGAGGGCGUCAAAAGCCCUAACCUGGGACGAAGUAUUUGAAGUAGAAGUCCAACAUGGCCGAGAAGUGUGCCUCUCUUGUUUUAUUGCAAGCCACGAUUUUGACAAACCCGUGACAAAAGCCUCUUUCAAUCUGUCUCCUUUUGUGCGAUGCGGUCAACAACACAAUGUCGUGUUUCGUAUGCAUCCACAAGGAGCGAUUCAUCUCAAAAUGGAAUUCAUUGAGAUGAAGACCUUGCUUAAACGGGCCCCGUCUGAUCGAAUAUCCGGCGUGUUUGGAUUUCAACUCAAUGUGACCUCGCGAAAUGACAACGCAAGUGUCCCGCUGAUCGUCCGGAAGUGCGUGGACGAGAUUGAGAAGCGUGGCCUACUGGCUGUGGGUCUGUACAGAAUUUCCGGAAACGCUCGACGGAAGAGGCAACUUAAGGCGCAAUUCGACGAAGACAGCACCACGGUGGAUUUGUCAGAAGACAGCUACCCAGAUAUAAAUGUCAUCGCUGGCAUUUUGAAAGAUUAUCUCCGAGAACUUCCCGAGCCCUUGAUAACGGAAUCCUUGUCGAAGCUACUGAUUAACGCAGCUAAGGAACAAGUCCAAGAUCAGGAUCUGGCCUCACAGAAACGUGUUCUCUCCAAACUGCUGGUUCAGUUACCUCAGAACAACAGAGAGACCCUUGUGUAUCUGCUGAACCAUUUCUUGCGGGUCAUUGCAGAGAAGGAGACGAACAAAAUGGACGCGCGCAACCUGUCAGUGUGUUUUGGACCCGUGCUUUUAUGUCCCCCGGCGAACCUUACCGAGGGCAAAGACUUGCUGGACCUGAAACUUCAUAUUAAAAUUGUCGAGUUUCUGAUUUAUCUGUGGAGGAACACCAAUGUAACUCCCGGAUAGCUCUAAAUUUUGUUUAACUUCUAAUAUUUUUCCGUAAAACCUUUAUCUGUUAAGACAUAUAUCAGCACUAACCGUAAACAUUUGUCAGUCUUUUGUCUUAAUUAAACUUCAAAUCGACA